Iphiclides podalirius (scarce swallowtail) is the source of this 2958-nucleotide messenger RNA. The record is from the annotation of a GenBank genome assembly. NCBI's taxonomy places the organism in Eukaryota, Metazoa, Arthropoda, Insecta, Lepidoptera, Papilionidae.
AUGAUGAUGUACACGGGAACCAGUACUGAGCAGGACACUCGCUUCAGUGACAAGGAGAAGAAACUUAUGAAGCAGAUGAAAUUUGGUGAUUGCUUGACUCAACAGGUGGACAUGUCCAAGGUGAAACUGGAUGUGCUGAAGCCUUGGAUCACCCAGAAAAUCACUGAAAUACUGAAGAUGGAAGAUGAUGUGGUCAUUGAUUAUGUCAACAAUCAACUCGAAGAGAAGUUCCCUUGUCCAAAGAAAAUGCAGAUCAACUUGACGGGAUUCCUGAAUGGCAAGAAUGCACGGCUGUUCAUGGGAGAGCUGUGGGAGUUGCUGCUUAGUGCUCAGGCCAGCGAGAAUGGCAUACCAGAGUCAUUCACCCAGCAGAAAAAAGAAGAAAUAAAGAAAAGAAUGGAGGAGCAGAAGGACAAAGAGAAGGAGAAGGAGAGGCGUCGGUCGCGGUCGAGGUCGCGCAGCCGCCGCCGCUCGAGGGAACGGCGCCGCUCGCGCUCCAGGUCGCGCGACCGCUCUGGCGACAGAAAACAUCGUAAUGGAGGGAGUCCACGCCGUUCAAGACGUCGCAGCCGGGAAAAGAGCCAGGCCAAGACUUCUAGUGUUGAUGAUAUAAAAUUACCAGAGCCUAAAGAAAAUGGCAAGUCACCAGAUAAUAAAGAAGAAAAGGAAAAGGAAAAGCCUGAAGAAGAAAAUGAAAAUACAGAGAAAACUGAAGAUGUAAACGAAAAUACUGUAGAGGAAGAAAAGAAAGAAGAAAAGACGGAGGAAAACCCUCCUAAAUCUAGAUCGGCGUCGCCAGCUAAAUCGACUGGUGCCGCCGAGAAGGAGCCAGAGGAGAAACCACCCGAAAAAGCCCGCCAUUCGUCGAGCGAUCGUCGCUCGUCGUCCGCCUCAUCUCACGGCAGUGCAAAGAAGCGAUCUUCGCAUAAGAAGCGUCAUUAUCGUUCGAAUCGUGAUUCUUCUACUAGCGUCAGUCCAAGACGCAGUUCGCGCAGGGAAAGAAGCAAAUCUAGACGCCGCAGUCGACGUAGAUCGCUCGAUCGCCGUGAAAGGGAACGCGAACGCGAAAGGGAACGUGAACGGGAACGUCGCCGUCGUGAGAGAGACAGGCGCGAAAGGUCCCGAGAGCGUCGUCGAUCGCUUGAAAGACGUAGACGUUCGCGUACGCGCUCUCGACGACGUUCAAGAGACAGGUCGCGCGACCGCCGCCGAUCGCGCUCGCGCAGGCGCUCGAGGUCGCACCGCCGCUCGGGCAGGCGCUCCCGCGACCGCCGCUCCAGGGACCGCCGCUCCAGGGAUCGACGCUCCAGGGACAGGUCCAGGGACCGGAAAUCUCGAGACCGCACUAGAGACAGAAGGUCGAAGGACAGGAAAUCCCGUGAAAGAAGGUCCAGUGACAUUAUUAAAGAACGGCUAGAAAAAUCCGUGUCUAUACCACGAAAAGACGAGUGGCCUUCCAGUCAGAGUACCUGGCUACUGAGUCGCCAAGCGGGGGCAAUAUCUAGCACUACACACAAAUCGUUGGAGCUGUGGCGGCCUAUUGGAACGGACGUCGACUCGCGAUCUGAGGUCGUGGGUUCGAAUACCAGCGAAAACCUUGAAAAGUUACAUAAGCCGUCAGAACGUAAUUCUAUCCCACCAGAGAGAAAUCAAAAAGAUAAUGCUUCUAGUUCAAGCAGAGAGUCAUCUGUCGCCAAUGAUAAAUCUGCUUCAGCGAACGAUAGUCAUGCAAAGCCAACUCAUGCAUCUGAUGACGACGACAAGGAAGAUUUUAUACCUGUUCCAACCUUAAGAGAGUAUUCUAAAAGCUUAUCCCGCACUCCAUCGCCUUUCUUGAGGAAACAUGAAAUUGAAAGUAACAAAAAAUCAGACAGAUCCGCUGAUGACGCAUCGGGAAAAGAUCAAAAUGACGAAGAAAAUAAGACGCAAGAUGGAAAAAAAUUGAAACGAAAGGCUCACCAAUCAGAGAGUGAAAGUGAAAGCAGUGGAGAAGUUGCUAAAGCUAAAAGCAAGCCGAAGCUUAAGCGUAAAGAAAAAGCUACCUCAAAGAGAGCCAAAAAGGCCAAGAAGGAGAGCUCGUCUAGUGAUAGCGAUUCAGAAGAUUCGUCUUCUAGUGAUUCUGAAGAAGAUAGAAAAAAGAAAAGUAAGAGAAGUACGAAAAAGAAGAUAGCAAAGAAAUCUAAAAAGAAACGGGCUCGAUCGUCGAGUUCAGACUCUAGUUCAGAGGAAGAAGUCAAACACAAGAGUUCUAAGUCAAAACAAAAGAACAUUCCAGAAGAAUCCGAUAGUGAGAAGAAACCGAAGAAGAAGAGUAAGGAUGCGAAUAUUGAGCACUCUAAAGCAGAAAAACUUGAAAGCAAACAGGCUAAGUCAAAGAAAGCAGAGAAUUCGGAAGAUUCACACGAGGAUAGCUCAGAUAGUGAUGCAAAGUCUAGUAAAAAGAAGAUCAGCAAACAUGACUCGAGUAGCUCUGAGAAAGAGGUAAGGCGCAAGAAAGUUGAAUCGGUGAAGGAAAAGGCCGCUUCUCCUGAUAUCACAAAGUCCCGUAAGGGCGAUGAAAAACCAAUUAAAGCAAAACAUUCAGAAGAAACAAAGUCUAAGUCGCGCGACGAUAGCGAGAAGAAGGCUAAAAAGCGUGAGAAAGAAGACUCUUCUUCGGAUAGCGAUCAGGUCACAAAAAAGAAAGCCAAAAAGAAAGUUUCCGAAUCCGAAUCUGAUUCUGAUAGCGACGAACCUAAGAAAACGAAGAAAGCCAAGAAACAUAAGAAACAUUCAAAGAAACAUAAGAAACACAAAAAACAUAAGAAAGCAUCUAAAAAGAAGGACGACUCCUCGGAAAGCGAAGAAGGUGAAGACGAGGAAGAAGAGGGAAAAGUGAAUAAUGAAGAUUUGGAAAAGAAGUUGCGUGAAAGGGCGUUGAAAUCCAUGAAAAAGCAAACGAGUGCAUCUGGCUCCGAU